AAAACCUCAACAAGCUCCAUUCACCACUCAUUUCUAUGUCCAAAUCCAUUCUCUUAUUCCUCCCUUUAACAAAGUUGUAAAUAUCAAAAUGCUUUUUUCUACCACAUUCCUUUCACUCUUCACCACCAUCAUCACCUACUUCCACUCUUUCUCUUCAUCUUUCCUCUUCCUCUUCAUUCUCAUGGCAAAGAAUCUUCCUAAAUAAUCACACAAAGAUUCCAAAAAAACACACACUUUUUUCCUUAGAAAUGAAUUUGAAUCACUCUUGUGGUUUCUCUUUAACCAGACACUCAAAAACAACAACCUCUUCUCCUUUCCUUAGAAAAUCUCAUAUCUUUCUUUCCAAAAACACUUCACCUUUGUUUCUUAGAGACUCUCUUCAUGUCAAGCCUCUACCUCUUUCACCAAACAUAACAAAAAGUUUGAGAAACUGCAAACUCUCACACCCUUUUGCUACCUUAUCAUCUUUUGCAGAAGGGGAAGAGGGACAACACCAAAAUGGAGAGAAUAAUAACAAUGAAGUAUCAGGAAUGGCAAAAGCAUUCAACAUAUCAUCAAGAACAGCUUCUGCUAUAACAAUAUGUAUAGCAGUGGCUGCACUUAUUUUUCCUUUGUUUAUGUCGUCUCUAGGACAAGGUUUGCCUUUGAAGACAAGGGUUUUAUCCUAUGCAACACUUUUGUUUGGAUUCUACAUGGCUUGGAACAUUGGUGCUAAUGAUGUUGCAAAUGCAAUGGGAACUUCGGUUGGAUCUGGUGCAUUGACUCUUAGGCAAGCUGUGUUGACAGCUGCAGUGUUGGAGUUUUCUGGUGCAUUGUUGAUGGGAACUCAUGUGACUAGCACAAUGCAGAAGGGGAUUCUUGUUGCUGAUGUGUUUCAAGGGAAUGAUUCUCUUCUCUUUGCAGGAUUGCUUUCUUCACUUGCUGCUGCUGGUACUUGGUUACAGAUUGCAUCAUAUUAUGGUUUGCCAGUAUCUACUACACAUUGUAUAGUGGGAGCAAUGGUGGGGUUUGGACUAGUUUAUGGAGGCUCUGGUGCGGUUUUCUGGGGUUCACUGGCAAGAGUGAUUUCUUCGUGGAUAUUCUCGCCGCUAGUGGGAGCUGCUGUCUCAUUUCUUGUAUACAAAUGCAUCCGAAGGUUUGUGUAUAGUGCAAGUAAUCCGGGACAAGCGGCAGCUGCAGCAGCACCAAUUGCUGUAUUUCUUGGCGUAACUGGAAUUUCCUUUUCCGCCUUUCCUCUUAGCAAGACUUUUCCUAUAGCUCUAAGUCAAGCUUUAGCCUGUGGAACUGUCGGGGCUUUCCUGGUCGACAGAACAAUCAGAAAACAACUCGGACAUCUUCUAGAGAAGGCAAAGACUCCACAACCCGAGCCAAAAGAUGAUACAUCCCACCAAAACAUAGGCUUCCUAUCUGAUAUUGCAGGUCCGAAGGGCACUCAACUUGAAAUAGUUUACGGAGUUUUCGGUUACAUGCAGGUUUUAUCAGCAUGUUUCAUGUCAUUUGCUCAUGGUGGAAAUGAUGUUUCCAACGCGAUAGGUCCGUUAGCCGGUGCACUAGCUAUUCUGCAAGGCGCUGCAAAAGGAGCUGAGAUAGUUAUUCCGAUCGAUGUUCUUGCUUGGGGUGGAUUUGGAAUAGUUGCAGGGCUAAUGAUGUGGGGUUAUAGAGUUAUAGCUACAAUUGGAAAGAAAAUAACGGAACUUACGCCAACAAGAGGAUUUGCAGCCGAAUUUGCUGCUGCAUCGGUGGUUCUGUGUGCUUCAAAGCUAGGGCUACCAAUAUCGGCAACACAUACAUUAGUUGGUGCAGUUAUGGGAGUUGGAUUUGCAAGAGGACUUAACAGUGUGAGAUCAGAAACAGUGAAGGAGAUUUGCGUUUCAUGGGCAGUUACUAUUCCAGUCGGCGCUACCUUAUCAGUGAUUUACACUUGGAUUUUGACUAAGCUUUUGUCUUAUGUUUUAUGAGUGUGCAUUUUCAAUUCACUUCACUAGUACCAUCUUUGACAUUAUUGUUCAUUUGCUGAGAAAUUUGGAGAAGAUUGUUGUGUCUUGCAGCACAAGUAUCUUGGGAUGAAAUUUUCUAUGUUUGGUUUCUAUGUGAAGUGAAGAUUGCAAAUGAGAGGUGAAAUUGCAAACAUAUUGCUUUUCUGUGGCUAAGUUGAAAUAACUUAGCAACCUUUAGGCUUUGAAGGAUGAAAAUUCAGAGAAUAUUCAGUUUUUUCUAUGAAUGUACUUAAUAAAUUCAUUUUAACCUUUUUGUUUUUCCUACUCA
This is a messenger RNA of Lathyrus oleraceus (garden pea), 2265 nucleotides long. RefSeq names its product inorganic phosphate transporter 2-1, chloroplastic. Gene Ontology annotation, molecular function: phosphate transmembrane transporter activity. The transcript is spliced from 3 exons. Gene Ontology annotation, biological process: phosphate ion transmembrane transport. The record is from RefSeq and is a predicted model, not a curated record. Gene Ontology annotation, cellular component: membrane. Bases 249 to 1958 code for a protein of 569 amino acids. NCBI's taxonomy places the organism in Eukaryota, Viridiplantae, Streptophyta, Magnoliopsida, Fabales, Fabaceae.